AUCAAAAUUUACAAAAGUUUUCCAAAACAGAAUAACUAAUUCUCCCGCCAUCAUGUCAUCAUCAAAUAAUCAGGUACUUGAGCUCGAUCCGGUUGAUCUAUCAUUGUACCUAGACGUUUGUAGUUUUGGAAUUGGCACGCGCUCCUAUGAAUUUACGCGCGACUGCACCCAUAUUAGCGGGAAUCUCAAGGAGUUUGGAGUUGCGGUUGUGAGAGACCCUCGAUUGAAGGCCUCCGAUUACGAUUGCUUCCUCGACACCAUGGAAUGUUACUUCAAGACUCUCCCCGAUAAUCCACAUUUGCAACACGAGGUUGGGGUGACACCGGAAAGAACGGAAGUUCCGAGAAGCUCUUUAUAUGAAGAACACAGGCCACUUACUCGAGUAGGACCUGAUCCUAAAUGGCGUUACUUUUGGAAAAUCGGUCCUCGUCCUGAAAACACCACUUUUAAGGUCUCUUUCUCUUUUCUUUUCUUUGGAAUGCAUGCAUGCAAUCUUCACAAACUCUUUCAUUUUUUCUAUGGCAAAUCAUUGUAA
Cicer arietinum (chickpea) is the source of this 535-nucleotide messenger RNA. RefSeq lists its product as uncharacterized. Lineage: Eukaryota; Viridiplantae; Streptophyta; Magnoliopsida; Fabales; Fabaceae. The record is from RefSeq and is a predicted model, not a curated record.